Molecule: messenger RNA, 1129 nt
Organism: Dermacentor silvarum
Lineage: Eukaryota; Metazoa; Arthropoda; Arachnida; Ixodida; Ixodidae
Product: kunitz-type serine protease inhibitor bitisilin-3
Exons: 5
Coding region: 135-761 (208 amino acids)
Molecular function (GO): serine-type endopeptidase inhibitor activity
Source: RefSeq, a predicted model, not a curated record
AGGGAGCGCCAGAAGAGGACAAUGAGAGCAGGCCGGUGCAACCCUGCUGGAACAGCGGACAGCGCUCCGCUCGUGGGAAGCUGUGCGCUUUGUGUUUUGCGCUUUUCUCCCGGAGGUGCGCGAUUGGAUCCGCGAUGACCCCCGCAGGAGUAUGGUGCUGCCGCUACGGCACCGCAAACCGAUCCAAAGGGGGCGGAAUACCAAGUUACGGUGUCUCGUCACCUUGUCAUGCCACGCCGACACUGAAAACAGCUGUGACCAUUGUCCCUAUGAAACGGAACUCAUCGAUGCCCAGCACACAUCUCUUGGCCGGAAUACUGGUGUUAUUAGCGUGUACCGGUACGACAAGAGCUCAAGGAGGGGUAGCAAACGCAGAACCGACCGCGGCUGCAAGAAACAGCACCAGUAACGAACCAAACUGCUUCGUGGUGCCGGAGGCUGGGCCCUGCAAUGGAAGGCUCUUCCGGUAUUACUUCCACUGGGGAGUCGGACAGUGUUUUCGGUACGAAUACAGCGGAUGUGGAGGUAGCGGAAACAACUUCCGGAGCCGACAAAAAUGCAUGAAGACCUGCUGGCCACUGAACUAUCACAUGUACUGUCGUACAGCUGUGGACCAAGGGCCGUGCCAGUCAUGGUCUGUGCGCUACUACUACAGCUCCGAGAAGAACCACUGCUUCCCCUUCUACUACUCGGGCUGUGGAGGAAACCUGAACAACUUCCGCUCUGAACAGGAGUGCCGGGCCAUCUGCAUUGCCGAGUGAAAGUGCGAAGCGUAGUGUUCGGGUAGUCACCAACGCUUGUCAAGUGUUUGAUUGCCCCGUCUACAAAAGAGCAACUCCUAAAAAUCCUCACCACUCGCCUUUGCGACCUGCUCGAGUUUUGUUUUUCGAACGCGUAUGCGAGUGCACAUUUGUUCGUGUGCGCUGAUUGUCUACGCAAUAAAAUGAGGACAAAGGCAAUAUCCAGAUGGCGCUGCACAAGCGGGCAGUCAUAAGGACGCGCGGCUUGCGCCAUAUUUAAAAGUGACCGACUCGCAAGUCGGUUCCAUUAAGAGCUUUUACCAUAGAAUUUUUCUCGUUGGCCAACGUUCUGACGUCAUUCGUGAGUCAAAUAAACUUAGGGAAAAGCC